This is a messenger RNA of Austrofundulus limnaeus, 9168 nucleotides long. RefSeq names its product matrix-remodeling-associated protein 5. Gene Ontology annotation, molecular function: protein binding. The record is from RefSeq and is a predicted model, not a curated record. Lineage: Eukaryota; Metazoa; Chordata; Actinopteri; Cyprinodontiformes; Rivulidae.
CACACACACACACACACACACACACACACACACACACACACACACUGUAAGAUUGCUCUAACACUUCACUCUCUGCACAGAACCUCAGGUUUUCCCGGUCAGCGAACACCGAACAUCAUCAGGAUACUUUGUUUUUUUAAAUCCUGUUUUUCCUGUUAAAACCUUCAGCUCUGCAUUCAGAACGAAACAACGUUGACUUUGGAUGUUUAUUUUCAGCUAAAGCUGCACAUUUUGUCCUGUUUUAAUGGAAUUUCCAGGAUUGUUUAUGACGUGAACACUCUGAUCUGACAGCCGUCCAGUCAUGGUGCCAUGGUGGAGCACCAGAAACAUCUGCAGGUCAGCUGCAGCAUGGUGUCACCUGCUGUUUUCAUCACUGCUACUGCAAACGAUUCUUUCUGUUCAUGGUGUUCCAUCCUGCCCUCGAAGCUGCAGCUGUCCAGGAAUUAAAGAGGUCCACUGUACGUUCAGACACCUCACCACCAUCCCAAAAACCUUUCCCAAAGGCACAGAACGGCUAAACCUGGGUUAUAACAGCCUGACAGAGGUGGAGGGCUCAGAAUUCAAGUCUCUGCGACAGCUGGAGAUGCUGAUGUUGCAUGGAAACGACAUCAACAUGGUUCACUAUGGGGCCUUCUACAGUCUGAGGUCCCUGCAGAUCCUGAAGCUGAGCUACAACAAGCUCACAUCAGUGAACCCCGGUCUGUUCGAAGGGCUCGUUGGUUUGGUCCGACUUCACCUGGACCACAACCUCAUAGACUUCAUCGAACCAUACUCCUUUUCUGGUCUGACCUCACUGAAGCUCCUGCAGCUGGAGGGGAACCUCCUCAAAGAGAUCCAUCCUCAUACCUUCAUAACUUUGUCAGUACUUGGAAGCUUUUGGACCUCUGGACUCAAACACUUACACCUGUCAGACAACUUGAUAGAGGAGCUUCCUGCCACAGCUUUAAAGUCAUGUUCAAGACUGGAGCUCCUCACUCUGCAUGGAAAUCCCUGGAACUGUGACUGUCACAUUCACUGGUUGGUGGAAUGGAGUGCCGCACAUGAAGGAGUAAUAAAAUGUAAAAAGGAACGUGGCUCCACUGAGACGUGCCCUCAGUGUUCCUUUCCUCAACAUCUGAACGGCACCCAGUUCCUUGGGUUGACUCCAGGGAAGCUUACCUGCGAAAGACCAGUUCUUCGCUCCCCUCUCAAACAAUGGGACAAUCCAGCAUGGGCUGAAAAUGAAGCAGAGCCUGAUCUCCCAUACACCCAGGACUUGGAGAAACCUUUGGGCCAACUGAUCAUUGUUCUCUCUGACAGCCAUGGAAACCGUGCUCACGUGGCGUGUGACGUGCGCCAUCCGGGAGACGGUUCGCUCAUGACAUGGGCUGCAAACCCACAUUCCCCUCUAGAGUUAUCUGUAAACGUGUCGCUGAUGACUGUUCUCGACUGUGAAAUCGAUCGAGAAACACUGCAAAAUCUGUGGCAGCUGGUUGCAUACUACUAUGAAAGCCCUGCAAUUUUGGAGAGAGGUCAGCUGAGAGCAAAUACAAGCAGAGCUACUUAUCAGUAUGUCCAAGUUGUGAGUGAGAACUCUCCUUAUUUCACAGAAUUAAAAGGAUAUUUAGAAGCAGAACCUUCAUGGUUGCUUCAACCAAGAAUCACACUGAAGCUAAACAGACAGCAGACAACUACAAAGAAACUUGUAAUGGAUUUUACUACUUUAAUUACGAAAGAGAUAAAUGGUCUUCAAGGGAAGGAUGAAGAUAACUAUGCUUCUUCAUGGGCAUUAAUACGCAGAGGAACAACUGGGCGGGUUCAGGCUGCUUUUGAGGGUUCAAAGGUUCACUUAGAGUGCAACGUCAUAACUUCAGCCUCAGACGUGAAAGUGGAGUGGAUGCUUCCAGAUUUGUCCACUGUUGAAGCUCCAACCAAGAAGAUAGAAAUUUCUGAAAAAGGGCAACUGAUCAUUGUAAAUGCCACACUCUCCGACUCGGGCCUCUACCACUGCAUCGUCAGAACAAAAGCCGGAGUGGACUUCAUGCCACUGAGACUCACCAUCAAAGAACACUCGCUAGGCCCCACAGCUUUAAAUGGUGAAAAGAUUACAGUGCAGAAGGGAAACACUUUGUCUCUUCCUUGUGACGUCAUGUCAGUUCAGCCCAGUCAAACUUGGUGGUACCUGCCCAAAAAACAAGUUCUUCUCCCCACACAGCAAACAAAAAAGGCAGAAGUGAUGCCAAACGGGACUUUGGUUGUCAAACGGAUGACAAAGGAAGAUGCAGGUGACUAUAGCUGCUUGGCCUCCAAUCUGUACGGCGCUGACAUGCUGUCUCACAUAGUGGAAGUUGUUGGAGAAGAGACUAAGUCUAAAGUACAAACUGAAAAAGAGCAGACAGUUCUGACUCUUGGCAUAGAAGAAAGGGAGGGUUCAGGAGGAGAUUACCAAGAAAUUACUCGCCCUUUUGCCACACAGCUCCCAGAGAAGGUAAUGCGACCACAAAGGAAGCCAAAUGGGUUUUUAAACAGAAUGAAAGAUUCAAAAAGAAAGCCUAACAAAUCUGUCAAGGAAUUGGAUCCAAAUCGUUGGGCAGAGAUAUUGGCUAAAGCUAAUUUAAAACCAGAUUCUCUUCUCCCCACAGAGCCAUCUCUAGAAGAGCCAAGUACUGUAACCAUCCAAAGAACUACACCCAAACCUGUGACUGUUGGUGCGACUGUUAGCACUAAUCGUUUACAUUAUUUUACUUCUCCUUCUUAUUCUGACCAAACUUCUCCCUUACACCAAAAUGUUAAAAAAGGAGAUCGCUAUAAAGUUCCUGAAAUAAUAAAAAAUCAUCAGCAGGUUUUACAAUCUUCUCUUCCAGACCCAUCCCUACAACAUGGUAUCACAGACCCCCAGGGUAGUCAAGCCAAUUGGCCUGUUAGUGAGUUGGAAAAUAAACAUCUUGGGGAAAAAAGAGGAAACUCCAACGCUGUUCCUGGUGUGUCUAACAGAAGACAGCCCUUUCACAGACGCAGAAAACCUCUACUGAGACGAAUCCAUCCACACAAAAACCCUCUCCACCAUUCAUCUAGCAAACCUCAAAUGUCAGUCCUCACACCAACAACCACUACCACAACUACAACCACCACCACCACUACUACCACUACUACUACUACUACUACUACCUCCGCUACUACUACAGCAAUGCCAACGCCAACCACCACAGAACACCAUGAAUCUUCUGAGUAUCAGAUAGAGGGAGAUUAUGACAAAUACUAUGAAGAAUAUGAUUACAACGACAGUAAACAUUUGGAUACUACAGAUGAUCUGAUCAGUGAAACCCUACAAAAUACUUUUCUUGACAACAGCAUUACCCCUUUCCCAUUAGUUACAGAGAGAAAUCCAUCUAUAGUUGGACAAGAUUUAACAAAUCCUCCUCCAAAGAGAAAAAGUCCAACUCUAUGGAGCACUGAAGACCUAGUAAACUCUGAGAAACCUGUGGUAGAGACAGAACAUGAUGGAGAACAUACUGUCCAAAAUAGCAACAAUAAAAACAUUUUAGUAGAGAAUAAAAGGAAAAGUGUGACCACAAUGGAAGAGCAAGAAAGGGUAACAAAGAACCAGGAAAAACUUAAAAAAGAGCUGGUUACUCAGAGCUACAAUACAAAAGGCAACAUUCAAAUACACAACAGACCAAUGCCAAAUGUUCAGCCUGCACCAAAACAAGUCCCAUCAACCCAUACAAGAACUUUAUCCCCUAAGGACUCUUCAUCAGGCAGAACAAUGGAAGAGGGUAUACAAACGGAGGCUAAGGUGAUGAAAGAAUCGAAUAAAAAGCCUGAAACCCACCAUAGUCUCAUUAUGGAACCACUUCACCCUUGGCUUCAACAUAACAACCAGGGAGGGCAAACCACCAAUUCCAGGGUUACUCAUACCAAUCAAGAGAGAAAUACAGAAAAACUGGGUGGAGUGUAUCCAAGUAGACAUUUACAGCCUCCGAGAGUUCCUCCAACCUCCCACUGGUCUGCCCCUCAUUAUCCUCAUCAUUACUACCCUGUCUACCCCUCCUGGCCAGGUCAAAGAACAUUUCCUCAACCAAGGCAAGGUCCUGAUUCACACCCUGCACCGACCCAUCGAUCCUGGCCUUUCCCACACCCUUGGGCUCAUGGUUCAUUUGUGACUAACCGACCAGAGAUAACAGCUGACACAGUAAAACCCAAUCCUACGGUCACUGAAGUCCCUGACUCAGAGAACUCAAGAUCCAUCAGCCAUCAUUACCAUCAAAACCCCUAUGUCGACAGCAGAGCCCAACAGAGAGAUCAUUUGUUUCUUUCAAGACUCCGAAAUAGAUACAGACAGGCCCAGCUUGAACGCAUCGCUCAGCUCAAAAGGAUAGUGACACCCAAACCUAAGAGCAGCUACUACAAUCUUCAGCCCUUGAUUAAACCUAACCCCACCCCUCCAGCCCUGCGUAGGCCUCACAUCCUGAAACCAACGACACCCAUGGCUGUUUACCCUCUAAAGCACCCAAACCUUUCUAAACCUUCCUUAUCCCCAUUCAAAGGCUUCAUCCCAACCCCUCCUCCCCCCCAGCUCCCCACCACCUCUCUGACUCUGCAUGGAGGUGGGUGGCCUUCUGGAGAACGACUCAGCUCCCAGCAUCCGACGCCUGUGCCUCCGUUCCUGUGGCAGCUGGGAGCUGGUGGAGUAAAACCUCGGAUCACCACCAUUUCCUCAGCCAGCGUGUCAGUGCUGGCGGAGGAUGAUGUCUUCCUGCCCUGCAAAGCAACUGGGAAUCCUCAACCCAGUAUUGCUUGGACCAAGGUCUCUACAGGUGCCACCAUCCCAGCCAACACCAAACACGGAUCUCGUUUCGAAGUCUUCAAAAACGGAACUUUCGUGGUCAAGAACAUCCAACUUCAGGAUCGAGGACAGUACCUCUGCACGGCACGCAAUCAGUUUGGAUCAGAUCGAAUGGUCGUUACUUUAACCGUCCAGACCGAGUCCCCCAAAAUACAAGCACCCGAGUCCGCGGAGAUAGCAACCUACCUGGGAAAAAAUGUUUCUUUUGACUGCCUCGCGUCUGGAAAACCACCAGCUCAAAUUUCCUGGAUCCUCCCGGACAGAACGUUUGUUCGAGAAGCUGGAAGCAUUCACACACUCCUCUCUCCCAUGUCCCUGCUUCAGAAUGGAACCCUGAAAAUCCACCCUGCCAAUUUCUCCAGCAAAGGAGACUAUAAAUGUAUCGCAAGCAACGCAGCAGGUGCUGAUACAGUCACCUAUCGCCUCCAUGUGGCAGCUCUGCCUCCAAGCAUAGGUGGAGAGACCCAGGAAACUGUGACUGUCCAACAAGGCAGGAGUGUAUAUGUCCACUGCUCGGUGAAGGGGGAACCGGUUCCUGCUCUGAAAUGGAUGCUCCCAGCGGGCCUCUUCAUCAAACCAUCACAGUUUCUGGGACACAGGCUGUUUGUCUUCCCCAACGGGACUUUACUUGUAAACAACGUGUUGCCUUCUGAGGGUGGAAGCUCCUCCUCCUCCCCUUCCUCCUCCUCCUCCUCCUCCUCCCAUUCUUCCACCCCAGCACCACGCUACUCCAUCCCGGCAACACAUUGUUUCAGCCAUGUAUGGUUCCACCGUCUACCUCCACUGUCCAGACUCCACUGGAUCCACCAGAGGGACCCUCUGGCAGCUGCCCUCCAGGACUAUUCUGGAGCAUCAAUACAGCCCAGAGAGACCAAUUAAAGUCUUCCAAAAUGGGACUCUGAGGAUCCUUCAGCUUACGGAGCUGGAUGCUGGAAACUAUCUGUGCUUCAUUCCUCGGCCCAACAGAGAGGACAUGGAGCUCUUCCAGGUUGAAGUGUUGAUGACUCCUCCUCGAAUUGAACAAGUAAGGACUGCACAGACCAGCAUCACCUUUGGACAAAACUUCCAGGUGGACUGUGUUGCAAGUGGCCUUCCCAAUCCAGAGGUUUUCUGGAGUCUUCCAGAUGGAACGUUUGUCAACAACGCCCUUCAGUCUGAUGACAGCGGCCUUCGCAGUCGCCGCUUUGUCAUGUUUGGGAAUGGAACUUUACUUCUCCAACAGAUGGGCAAAAGAGACGAGGGGGACUACACCUGCCAUGCCAAGAACAAACUGGGCAAAGACAAACGAAUAGUGCAUGUGAAAGUGGGACCAAAUGCUCCAAAAAUUGGACAAAAAUCACAAUCGCUGGUCAUAGUCAAGUUGAGAGAAACAGCAAAAUUGAGCUGCCAGGCUGUUGGUGAGCCUAAACCAACCAUUACAUGGAUCUCACCACAGACAGACGUGAUCCCAGUGUUGUCAAACAAAUACAGAAUCAUGGAUGACGGGACAUUAGUUGUGAAUAAGGUGACACUGGCUGAUGAAGGGAAAUAUGUAUGUGUGGCCCAAAAUUCUGCUGGUGAAGACAUUAAAAACAUGAUAAUUGAAGCUGAACUUCAGGAACCAUUUAUCAGUGGAGUAAAAGGAAAGAGUACUACAAAGCUUUUGACUGUUUCUUACCAAACAGCACUUUUGGAUUGCAGUGUAGAGGGCAAACCAGAACCAAAAGUCUGGUGGGUUACUCCAUAUGGUCACUCCCUCACGUCACCCUAUCUUGGAGGACGUUUCCAAGUCCACAAAAAUGGAAGCUUGGAGCUGAGGGGAGUCAGGAAGACGGACGAAGGAAGAUAUAAGUGUCUCGCCAAAAAUCACCUGGGUGAGGCAUCCCUUUCCAUAGAAUUAGAAGUAGCUUCAUUAGCAGAGAAACCUAGUUUUGCUUUUCCAAAUAUUGAAAUUUUACCAAUUAAACAGAAUGGUGCUGAGCUGAUCCUUGAAUGUCCUGCAAGGGGCAAGCCAAACCCAGACUUUUUAUGGGUUUUACCCAAUGGAACAGUAUUACCACCUGGCUUGAGGCUUCAACGCUUUACCCAUCAUUUUGGUAACGGAACUCUACGGAUUUCUCAACCUGUUGCAAUUGAUAAGGGGAUUUAUCGAUGCCUGGCAAAAAACGUGGCUGGUCAAGCAGAGAAACGGUAUGCCCUGGAAGCUGGCAGGAAGCCAGUCUUAAGAGGAUCUACAGGUGGGAUGAAGAUCACUUAUGGCCUCAGUCUCAACCUGCCUUGCUCUGUGGAUGGCUGGCCCCAGGCGUCCAUCACAUGGACUCUACCCAAUGGUGUGGUUUUGGACAAGCCCCAGACUAUUGGACGGAUUUCUGUCUUCACCAAUGGGAGCCUCCAGGUCAAACAGGUUGCCACUUUUGACAAAGGAACGUACAUCUGCAAAGCCUCCAACUCUUUCGGAUCAGCAGCGCUCUCCUAUCCAGUCACAGUGAUGGUCUUCCCACCACGGAUCACCAGCACCAUGGCUUCCAUAACGAGAGUUACCCGGGGGACACCGGUGAUGCUGCAGUGUGUCACUGCUGGUAUGCCAAAGCCAGAGGUGUCAUGGACGUUACCCGGGCGCACCACGCUGCUGCCACACAACCGGUACACGGCGCGGGGAGGAAUUCACAUGACAGAGGAGGGCAGCCUGGUCAUACACAAUCCUGUGCUCACAAACUCUGGUAUUUAUAAAUGUAAUGCUAAAAACGCCCUGGGAACAGAUUUCAAAUCAACGUACCUACAGGUUGUUUGAGGGACAGACCUGAUUUAGGAGAACUCUGAAUCGAACUCUGAAUAGAUGAGACAAGACCUUUACUGAACUUUAUAAAGAUGCUCUGCUGGCAGACUUAAACCGACUUGAUUUGUACCUUAUAGUUUGGGAAACAUUGCAGUUUGUUUUUUGUACCCACCAAUUCAUCUCAAAAUACACUUUCACAAUGGCAUUUUAUUAUGUACUGUAAGUAAGUUUGUCUUCUCUCCACACUCUGCAGUCUUUUCAAACUGCAUCUUUUAGUUCAAGAUGUUUAUCUGCAUAAAACGUUCAAGAAGGUUUUAUGGUACCCCAUUGAACUAGUAACCGUUCCCCUUUCCUAUAAGAGAAUAUCUACACUUUCCUGAGUUUAUUGACUUCCACCAACAUCUAUUUUAAUAAAUUUGUUAAAACAUCCUCUGAGUUUGGUUGAAUAUUCAAUUUCUCUUCCUGAUUCUUGUCACAAAGUCCAGAGUUUUAGCAUUAACCCUGAAUAGUUUUUUAAUCCUGGAAGGCUUGUAGUUUAAUGGCGUACCAUCAAACCUUCUGGUACUUUUUAUGCACAGGAACAUGGUAUCGCUCUUGCAUUAUGUUAUAUUAUAAAGAUUUAUUACUACUUUUUAUUCUGUUAUAAAAGACAUAGUCUGGCUUUGCGUUAUCCAGCUGUCUCUGGUCCCUGUAUUUGCAAAAUUUUGGUGCAUUUUUAUUGUAUUUACAGCUCUCUUUGGAGUCUCCAUUACCCUGACCCAGCCUGUCAUGGUUUGAUUGUACUUGUGCAUUUUCUGUUAUUAGUUUGCAGUCUCCUCCUGGUGUUUUUCCAUUCUGUCUCCUGUCUGUCCAUCCUUCAGCCCUGCCUUCCCUCACCUGUUUCCUCUUGCUUCUCCUCCAGGUGUUUCUUGCUUUCCCCUCAUUUGUUGUCUUUAUAUUCUGUCUCAUGUCCUCAGUGUUUGAUCAUAGUGCUGUUUCUCCGGCCACUUUGGCGUUCUCCCUGUAAUCCUUGUUCCCUGUUAUGUUUUGAGGUGUUUUUUGAGCUUCCUUGUCAGUCUUUUUUUUUGCCCGAGUUCUGGGUUGAUCCUGCCAACACCUCACUCCUCAUCUGUUUCACCAGCCCUCUCAUCAUUCUUUAUCUAUGUAUCUUCUCUGUGUUUUUCCUGCUCUUUGUCAUGUUUACUGACUGUCUUACUGUGCUCGUGCAUGUCCCACACCACCCUCACCGCCUGUCCUCCUCAUUAGGUACCACAGUUUGAGUGUUUCCCACUGUAUGAAUAUAAAAUAUUCAUCUCCCUAAAAGUAAUAUUAAAGAACAUGGGUGACAUUUUUCUUCAAACUUUAUUGCAAAUUAUUUUGUUUACAAAUGAACUCUGAUGUCAUCAUGCAAACUUGUUCUAGUGUAAACUGUUUUUCUUGUGCUGUACUGCCUUGUAUUUCUGUUAUUUUUAUUAAGAAGCGUUAGCUUUUUGUAAAUGACUUUCAUUGAUUUAUUGUAAUUAUUUGAUAUUCUUCUAUACAUUCAAAUUCAUCAUAAUUUUACCAUUGCUUAACUCUAAUUUAUAAAUAAACUACACAUUUAUAGAGG